Messenger RNA from Selaginella moellendorffii, 1930 nucleotides. RefSeq names its product pentatricopeptide repeat-containing protein At4g02750. Gene Ontology annotation, molecular function: protein binding. Lineage: Eukaryota; Viridiplantae; Streptophyta; Lycopodiopsida; Selaginellales; Selaginellaceae. Bases 18 to 1589 code for a protein of 523 amino acids. The record is from RefSeq and is a predicted model, not a curated record. The transcript is spliced from 3 exons.
AAACUUAGUCGCGGUGAAUGUGGAAUAAGAAGGUUCAUUGCACGACACUGAUCUGCGCAUAUGGCCGGCAAGGGCACUCGGACACUGCAAAGCUGAUUUUCGAUCGAAUGUUAGACAAGGAUGCGAUAUCCUGGAACGCACUCUUGUCCGCCUACGCCCAGCAGGCGGAUGCCGCAGCUAUCGCGCUCGCCAAGAUGCCGCAGCACAACACCGUGUCGUGGACAAGUGUUUUGGGUGCAUAUGCCCGCAAAGGGCAACAUAGAGAGGCACGCGAUAUUUUUGAUGGCAUGCUGCAGCGAGACUUUGCAUCGUGGAAUGCAAUGCUGUAUGGGCUUGCAGAGAGCAAGAUGGUGUCGCAAGCGGCGGAUGUGUUUGCCAAGAUCCCGCAGCGAAGCCCCGCUGCCUGGAAUGCUGCAAUACUAGCAUAUGCCACCACCGGUCAUAUCGAGCUCGCUCGGUUUACCAUGGAUUCCAUGCCUGAUCCCGACAGUGCGUGCAUGAGCACAGUGUUCGUGGCAUACGCGCAGCAUGCACCCUCUGCAGAAGCAAAGAUCCUCUUUGAUAAGUUGCGGGAGCGGAAUCUCGUGCUGUGGGGCCUCAUGUUUCAAGCGCUUGCCCGUGCUGGUGAUCUGGACGCGGCUGAGCAGCUCUUCCUGGCCAUGCCCGCCACGGAUGUUGUCUCGUGGACGGCUCUUGUCCAAAUCUACGCGGAAGCCGGGGAGGUGACCAAAGCGAACACUGUUUUCUUUACCACCAUGCCAUGCCGCAACGUGGUAUCAUGGAACCUGUUGAUUGCUACCAAUGCCCAGGGUGGGUAUCUGCAACUCGCUUACGCACUCUUGUUCCGGAUGCCACAGGAAAGCAUUUCGGCGUGGAAUUCCAUCCUGGCUUCGGAUCAUCUUAGCCCACAAGCGGCAAGCCAGGUGUUUGUAGCGAUGCCAAAGCGGGAUGUCACGUCAUGGACAAGCAUGCUUGCAGUAUAUAGACGAUCACGGGACAAGACAAUGGUGAAGCAGCUGUUUGACGAGAUGCCAGAGCGCAACAUUGUUUCUUGGAACGUUGCUCUGUCAGGGCUUGCCACGGACGCUGGCAUGGCCAAGCACGUCUUCGACAGAAUGCCGGCAUGGGACUGUGUUUCUCAAAACUCGCUGCUCGCAGUUUAUGCCCAAAACGGGCAUCUGGAAUCAGUGAGCUCCUGGUUCGAGUGCAUCACGGAGAAGGACUCAGCCUCAUGGGACAUAGCCAUUUCAGUGUUUGCCAGGAACGGAGAGAGCAACCGGGCGUUUGGGCUCUUGCAUCAAGCGAUCUUGGAAGGAAACCCCUGCACACAGAUGGACAUUGCAUUCCUGGGGCUUCUCAACGCAUGCAAUCACCUCGGCCUUGUGCAUCGGGGGCUCUCGUUGUUCCUGUCGAUGCAAAGUGACCAUAGCAUUGACCCGUCCCACUAUCACUACUGCUGCAUGCUCGACACCUUGGGGCGUGCCGGGCAACGGUCUAACGCGGAACAAUUGCUACAAACAAUGCCAUUCGAGCCGAGCGAAGUGGCAUGGAAGGCAGUGCUUAGCUCCGAAACCCGAGUUUUGGAAUAAGUAAUGACGAUAAUUACUCUAGGGUUUUGGGAGGGUUCGGAAACCCGAGCAGCAUGGGAAGGGAGGGGGGUGGGCGGCGAUGAGCUUGGGACCGGGGAUGGCGCUGGCACAGGGGAGCAGGCGCUGCAAUGCAUUCCGGCAGCAGCAUAUAAGCUUGUUCCAUUGCUCAGCAUCGCUGCAAGAGAAAUGGCGGUGCAAAUACAAAAAUAGAACGGGCUACGAUUCCGACAAUAGCCACAAGGUGAGAAAUUCGUAGCAUAUGAGAGGCGUUUAGAGAGGGCUGCACACCGCAAGGAUUUAUUGAAUUGGAGGCUCCACGUUACAUUUAGUGAGCUCGAGGU